Lolium rigidum is the source of this 507-nucleotide messenger RNA. Its product is annotated as RING-H2 finger protein ATL39-like. The transcript has a single exon. The coding region runs from base 1 to 507 and encodes 168 amino acids. The record is from RefSeq and is a predicted model, not a curated record. NCBI's taxonomy places the organism in Eukaryota, Viridiplantae, Streptophyta, Magnoliopsida, Poales, Poaceae.
AUGCCGCUGAAGCUCGCGCUCAUCGUCUCUGCUCCGGUGGGAAUAACCUGUGCCAUACUGUACCUGGCAGGUGUCCCCUGGAGAAUCAACAUCCGCAUCGCCACCUUCCUGCUCGUCUUCCUCUUCGUCGCCGGGCUGUGUGAGCGCGCGCGCGCUCGCGCCAGGUUGCGACGCCUGCAGCAUGAGCAAGAUCCGGAGAGUGACCAGUCCAUGGCGGCGCUUCCACGGGAACCGGCCGUCGGGCUAGGACGGGCAGCGAUCGCCGGUCUGCCGGUGUACAAGUACGAGAAGCUGGAGCGCGGCGGCGGAGAGGGCGACCAGUGCGCCGUGUGCCUCGCCGAGAUUAGGCCAAAGGAGGUGGUGAAGCAGCUGCCGGCGUGCACGCACCUGUUCCACGAAGGGUGCAUCGACGUGUGGCUGUGGUCGCACCGGACAUGUCCGGUGUGCCGGUGUCCGGUUGAGGUCUCUGCCGUGCCGGCUGUGGAAGUUGCCGCGCGUGCUUUGUAA